This is a messenger RNA of Dendroctonus ponderosae (mountain pine beetle), 1126 nucleotides long. RefSeq names its product cofilin/actin-depolymerizing factor homolog (gene tsr). Gene Ontology annotation, molecular function: actin filament binding. Gene Ontology annotation, biological process: actin filament fragmentation; cell motility; actin filament severing. The record is from RefSeq and is a predicted model, not a curated record. Bases 438 to 884 code for a protein of 148 amino acids. NCBI's taxonomy places the organism in Eukaryota, Metazoa, Arthropoda, Insecta, Coleoptera, Curculionidae. Gene Ontology annotation, cellular component: actin cytoskeleton; cytoplasm; actin cortical patch. The transcript has 4 exons.
AGUUGCCAGCAAAUUGUCAUUGUGAAAUAAAAUUUUGAAUGUCCCGCGUUAGUGCGCAGCGAAAAGCAGGGCGUUUCACGUAAAUCGCUUUCAAAUAUUUUGGCGAUUGUUUCAAGUUAGCCGGACAAGUGACGUGGUUGAGGGAAUAUUUGCUUAGUUCCAGAGAAAUUGCGGUCGGCCUCAAUUAGUGGCUGGACGUUGUGUUUUGUUAGGGUUUCGGUAGCCGCUCGGGGCUGCGCAUUGUUCGUUUCACCGUCUCUCACUUUCAGUUACGCGCUGAUAACAGAGACCGAUAUAUACCGGCCGUGACAGUUGGCGUGAAUCAAUCGCAGAUCAACGUCCGUAGAAGACCUCCUCGAAGUACGGUCGUUUCAACUGCAGUGCUAAUACGAGUCAGUAGUGAUUUAAAUAGUUUUGUACAUUUGGAUUAAUUCAAAAUGGCAUCCGGUGUUACUGUAUCGGAUGUGUGCAAAACCACCUAUGAAGAAAUCAAAAAGGACAAGAAGCAUCGCUAUGUGAUUUUCUUCAUCAAAGACGAGCGACAAAUCGAUGUGGAGGUGAUCGGAGCUCGCGAUGAGGAAUACGACCAGUUCCUAACCAAUCUGCAAGCAGGAGGGGCCGGCGAAUGCCGCUACGGUCUUUACGAUUUCGAAUACACCCAUCAGUGCCAGGGCACGUCCGAGGCCAGCAAAAAGCAAAAGUUGUUCCUUAUGUCGUGGUGCCCCGACACUGCCAAAGUCAAAAAGAAGAUGUUGUACUCUAGCUCUUUCGAUGCUCUUAAAAAGUCCCUGGUAGGUGUACAAAAGUAUAUUCAAGCGACAGACUUGUCAGAGGCUAGCCAAGAAGCGGUGGAGGAGAAACUGAGGGCCACCGAUCGUCAAUAAGCUGCGAGGCGCGUGCUCGAUUGCUUACUAUUCUAAUUUUUUUCUACGACUGUCAUCUACUCACGCACCAAACCUUUAAGAGGUGUAUUAUUUAUAUAAGUAUUCGAUUAAUAAAAUAAAGCUUCAUUUUUUCAAACUGUACUCGAAUUGAGUUUUUUUUCUAAUUCAACUUAACUUUGACUGUAUCAAUGUGUAACCGUUGUGUAACUAAUAUGUGCGAAAUUAAAGCGGUUUGGCCCUAA